AUGGCCGAAAACGUCGCUCAGGGUAGUACUUUCAUCCACUCGGCUUCUUCUAAAGGUAUUGCUGGUGUUUUCACUUGGGCAGCCGUUUUUAUUACCAGCCAUCAUAUUUAUCAACAUCUACGCUGGUAUUCCUGUCCUACGGAGCAAAGAUGGAUCGUGCGUAUUUUAUUCAUCGUUCCAAUAUACGCAUUUGAUUCGUGGCUGAGUCUUAUAUUCUUCUCCGACAACGUGUACAUUUACUUCAAUUCUAUUCGAGAUUGCUACGAAGCAUUCGUGAUUUACUCGUUCUUGUCACUGUGUUAUGAAUAUCUCGGUGGCGAAAGCAAUAUCAUGGCAGAAAUCCGUGGCAAACCAAUCAAACCAAUCGGUUACCAUACAUGCACUUGUUGUCUUGCUGGUAAGCAGUACACAAUCGAAUUUCUGCGUUUCUGCAAACAGGCAACCUUGCAAUUUUGUUUUAUCAAACCUAUUAUGGCAAUACUAACUUUGUUUCUUACUGGGAUGGGGAAAUAUGAGGAUGGUAAUUGGAGCGCGGAGCAAGGGUAUCUAUACAUCACUCUUGUGUACAACGUUUCUAUAUCUCUUGCUCUCUACGGUCUGUUUCUUUUUUAUACGGCCACACGUGAACUACUCAGCCCAUAUAGCCCAGUUCUGAAAUUUCUUACCGUGAAAAGCGUUAUCUUUUUGUCGUUCUGGCAAGGACUGCUGAUUGCAAUUUUGGGUGCUACAUCAGCUAUUGAUCCUGUAGUGGACAGCAGCGGUCAUGUGGUCAUAGGAAAGGGGACCGUCGCAGCUGGUUAUCAGAACUUCCUCAUCUGCAUUGAGAUGUUUUUUGCUGCCAUUGCACUGAAGUUUGCAUUUGGUGUUUCUGCUUACUCAGACGUUCACUCUGUUAAUCACCCGAAUGAUGGGCAUACGGUGACUUUGCAGUCGAUUAGUUCGUCGCUAAGGGAGACGAUGAAUCCAAAAGACAUUAUGCAGGAUGCUAUCCACAACUUCCAUCCUCAGUAUCAACAGUACACUCAGCAUUCGAAUCCUCAACGCACGGUCAGUGGGAACCUGGUAUCAGGGGUGGGAGCGAGCACUGGUCUUGAUGAGCAACAAUUGUCGAGCAAAAGCAGGGGUGUGAACUAUUCAAGCGUAGCGCAUACAGAUCAUAUUACAUAA
Haemonchus placei is the source of this 1167-nucleotide messenger RNA. NCBI's taxonomy places the organism in Eukaryota, Metazoa, Nematoda, Chromadorea, Rhabditida, Trichostrongylidae. The record is from the annotation of a GenBank genome assembly.